GGCAAUCUGGAUCUGGUAGAGUUAUGUCUGGCACGCAGCGCAAGCGUGAGCACGCGCACGCAAACCCAGCAGACUCCCCUCCACAAAGCUGCCUCGAGUCACUCCGUGGCUGUGUUGCGAAGGCUCAUGGAAGCCGGGGCCGACCUCGCCGACGUGAACGCAAGUGGUAUGACGGCACUUCAUAUCGCAGCUCAUCAGAAUGACAUACAGAUGACUAGGGUUCUGGUGCUCGAAUACGGCGUCGAUGUUCUCGCCCGUGAUCGUCUGGGCUUGACGCCCGCCAUGUGGGCGGAGCGGUCGAACCAUCUGGACAUUCUGGCCUUCCUG
Messenger RNA from Exophiala viscosa, 327 nucleotides. Its product is annotated as ankyrin repeat-containing domain protein. The annotation marks the transcript as partial. Lineage: Eukaryota; Fungi; Ascomycota; Eurotiomycetes; Chaetothyriales; Herpotrichiellaceae. Gene Ontology annotation, molecular function: protein binding. The transcript has a single exon. Gene Ontology annotation, cellular component: nucleus. The record is from RefSeq and is a predicted model, not a curated record.